This is a messenger RNA of Laccaria bicolor S238N-H82, 216 nucleotides long. RefSeq lists its product as uncharacterized. Bases 1 to 216 code for a protein of 71 amino acids. The record is from RefSeq and is a predicted model, not a curated record. The transcript has 2 exons. Lineage: Eukaryota; Fungi; Basidiomycota; Agaricomycetes; Agaricales; Hydnangiaceae.
AUGGCUAUGAAUGGCGGCAGCGUGUCUGUUUGGGAUAUCCGAAGCAAAGUUCCUUUUAGGACAUUCACGGAAACCCCCUGGCCCCGGGAUAGUUACUGGCCUCAACGAUAUCCUCAAUUUAGCAGUGGAAAUUUUGGAAAAGAAACUCUAGUAUUUGUAGAGGUGAUCUCAAUCCUUAGCACGAGCAUGACUCCAAUCUUGCAAUCAUUCAUGUGA